Olea europaea var. sylvestris is the source of this 899-nucleotide messenger RNA. RefSeq names its product agamous-like MADS-box protein AGL11. NCBI's taxonomy places the organism in Eukaryota, Viridiplantae, Streptophyta, Magnoliopsida, Lamiales, Oleaceae. The record is from RefSeq and is a predicted model, not a curated record. Gene Ontology annotation, biological process: positive regulation of transcription by RNA polymerase II. The transcript has 2 exons. Bases 3 to 899 code for a protein of 298 amino acids. Gene Ontology annotation, molecular function: RNA polymerase II cis-regulatory region sequence-specific DNA binding; DNA-binding transcription factor activity, RNA polymerase II-specific; protein dimerization activity.
AGAUGGGACGAACAAAACUAACCCUGGAACUUAGAAAUAACCACAAGGCAUGCCGUGUAACUUUUGAAAAGAGAAGGAAAGGUUUGGAGAAGAAGGCUUAUGAAUUGUCGACUCUAUGUGGAGUCAAAAUAGGCAUGAUUCUCUACGGGCCAGCCGAAGGUGACGAACCAGUCAAGCCUAUAAUUUGGCCUGAAAAUCGUGAAGAGAUUGAAAAUUUGAUCAGCUCCUACAAGAAGAGAUCAGAUGAUGAUUGCAGACAAAGAACCUAUGAUUUGUCAUUUUUCUUCAAGAAUAAAGUGAAGAAAGUUCAAGAAGAGCUUGUGAGAACGCGUAACAAGGACAUUGAAACUAAGUACCCAACUUGGGUUGCAUCGUAUGAUAACUUGACAUACGACGAACUGAAAUACUUUAGUAGUCUUCUGCAGGCUAAGAUUGAGAAUGUCAAGUCUCGAAUUAAUUUGAUGAAUCAGAAUCAAAUGAAUGCUCAAUCAGUUCAAGAAAAUAUAUACGUCUACCAACCUAAGUUGUAUUAUCAGCAGCAGCAAUUUUUGAUGCCACAGAUUAUUGACGGCUCAUUCAAUAUGGCUGAUCCGAGGCUGAUGAUGAUGCCAAUGAAUGAUGGUACAUCGAGUAGUAGCAGCAACUAUAUAUGUAAUGAUGAAGAUACUUUCGGAAAUUAUACGUAUAGCAAUGGUGGUGAAAGCUGGGGCAAUUAUAUUGGCAGUGAAAUCCCUGUUUCCCAUGGUUUAGAGUUCAGGGUACUCGACAAUGUUCCUUUUUCCAAUGCUGAGAUGUGCUGUUAUUUGCCAAACUUGUAUCCAAUGCCUCAGUACUCGCAGUUUCCUGUGUUUUCAAGUCCUACCUUCAACUGCAAGCAGCUAACACUGAAGAUUAUGUGA